Molecule: messenger RNA, 3245 nt
Organism: Labeo rohita (rohu)
Lineage: Eukaryota; Metazoa; Chordata; Actinopteri; Cypriniformes; Cyprinidae
Gene: mccc1
Product: methylcrotonyl-CoA carboxylase subunit
Exons: 19
Coding region: 235-2367 (710 amino acids)
Cellular component (GO): mitochondrion
Molecular function (GO): metal ion binding; ATP binding; methylcrotonoyl-CoA carboxylase activity
Source: RefSeq, a predicted model, not a curated record
GUCGAUGAGGACAAAUCUAACGCGUCUGCGUUUCCCAGCGGCUACACGUAGCAUCACUAAUAUUAUCGUUUUAAUGCUAUUUUACACAGAAUUAUUAAGCUGAGUAUAAAUAUUUGGAAAGAUUCUAUCAGGUUUAUAAGAAUGAAGCUGUGAAGCACAUGAAGUAUAUGAAAUUAACGCGCAGUUUUAGAGCAGAGUCGUGUAGUUGCACUGAUAUAUGCUAACAGAGUGAACAUGGCUGCAGUGUUUCUGAAAUCUCAAAUCAACAGAACUAUAUACAAACAUCUGCUGACACUGAUCUGGACCAAAGGAUCCAUCAGACAUGCAUCUGUGGGCCGGAUUGAGAAAGUUCUCAUUGCUAACAGAGGAGAGAUAGCAUGCCGGGUGAUGCGGACGGCUAAGAAGAUGGGUGUCCGCUCGGUUGCGGUGUACAGCGAUGCAGACAGACAUUCCAUGCAUGUGGCCAUGGCGGAUGAGGCGUAUCACAUCGGGCCGGCAGCAUCUCAGCAGAGUUACCUGCGCAUGGACAAGAUCCUGGAUGUCGCCAAGAAAUCCUCUGCACAGGCGGUCCAUCCCGGAUAUGGAUUCUUGUCAGAAAAUACAGAGUUUGCUGAGCUGUGCAAACAAGAAGGCAUCAUCUUCAUCGGUCCGCCAUCAUCAGCCAUUCGGGACAUGGGAAUCAAAAGCACAUCUAAACACAUUAUGUCAGCUGCUGGCGUGCCUAUCAUUGAGGGUUACCAUGGAGAGGACCAAUCCGAUGCGAAACUUCAAAGCGAGGCCGCAAGGAUUGGUUACCCUGUGAUGAUCAAAGCAGUUCGUGGUGGCGGCGGAAAGGGAAUGCGAAUCGCGCACUCAGAAGCAGAGUUUCACGAGCAGCUGGAAUCGGCUCGCAGAGAAGCACGAAAGUCGUUCAACGACGACGUCAUGCUGAUAGAGAAGUUUGUCGAGAACCCCAGACACGUUGAGGUGCAGGUGUUUGGAGACCAGUACGGCGAUGCCGUGUAUCUGUUCGAAAGAGAUUGUAGUGUACAAAGGCGACACCAGAAGAUCAUCGAGGAAGCUCCAGGGCCAGGCAUCAGUCCUGAGGUCAGGAGGAAACUCGGAGAGGCCGCGGUACGAGCAGCUAAAGCAGUCAACUAUGUAGGCGCAGGUACUGUGGAGUUCAUCAUGGAUGCGCAGCACAAUUUCUACUUCAUGGAGAUGAACACACGUCUGCAGGUGGAGCAUCCCGUCUCAGAGAUGAUCACGGGAACAGACCUGGUGGAGUGGCAACUGCGUGUAGCAGCGGGGGAGAGGUUGCCCCUCUCUCAGGAGCAGGUUGUGCUGCAAGGUCAUUCUUUUGAAGCCAGAAUAUAUGCUGAAGACCCCAAUAACAACUUCCUUCCUGGAGCGGGGCCACUGCUACACCUGUCCACGCCACAGGGGGAUCAGUGCACACGCAUAGAGACGGGGGUUCGAGAAGGUGAUGAAGUGUCUGCUCAUUAUGACCCCAUGAUUGCUAAACUUGUGGUUUGGGGAGAAGAUCGCUCAGCCGCUCUUAAAAGACUCAGAUACUGCCUUCGACAAUACAAUAUCGUGGGUCUCAACACUAACAUCGACUUUUUACUGAGUCUAUCGGGGCAUCCGGAGUUUGAGGCAGGAAACGUCCACACCAGUUUCAUCCCACAACACUAUGAUCAGCUCUUCCCAGCAGCCCAGAAGCCGUCCGGAGAGGUGCUCUGUCAGGCCGCCCUGGGUCUGCUGCUCCGUGAGAAACAGCAUACAGAGACAUACAGAAACCAAACCAGCGACAUGUUCUCUCCGUUUGCCUCCAGUAACGGGAGACGACUCAAUGUCCUGCACUGCAGGAACCUGACACUGCAGCUCGGGGACGACAAAGUGGCGUUAUCUAUUACUUACAAUCCAGAUGGGACCUACAGUAUGGAGACUGGAGGUCAGGUGUUUCAUGUAUCAGGAGAGCUGCAGAAGGAGGGGGACGUGACCUUCCUAUGCUGCUCUGUCAAUGGAGUCCUGUCCCGACCCAAACUAGUCAUUCUGGAUAACACUGUACACAUCUUUUCUAUGGAGGGAAGUGCUCAGGUGGAUGUACCUGUGCCCAAGUUCCUGGCUGGUGUUAGUGGCUCCAGUGCACAGGGUGGUGCUAUUGCACCCAUGACAGGCACUAUUGAAAAGGUUCUAGUCAAGGCUGGAGACACGGUCCAGAAAGGAGAUCCCUUAAUGGUGAUGAUUGCCAUGAAAAUGGAGCAUACCAUCCGAGCACCUAAAGCAGGAGUCAUCAAGAAGGUGUUCUUCAAGGAGGGCUCACAAGCUAACCGCCAUGCAGCUUUGGUAGAGAUGGAGGAAGAGGAAGGAGCUGGGGAAGAGUGAACCUAUGGAUGAUUUAAUAAACAAUCUUGAAGCACUACAAAUUAGUUUGGAUCUUUUGAGAUUUAACAAGUAAACUAGAAGCUUUCUUGAGAAGACAGACGUCUGGUCACCUUUAACUUAGUGUGGAAUUCAUUGCCCAAAAUCUUGGUGUCCUGGUUCUUUUGUACCAUGAUAAUCAUGGAUGAACAUCAACGGUUGGAUUACUGUGAAAUGACUUGCCAUCUCCAUACAAGCAUACAAGUAUAUGUAUUUCAAGAAGACAAAAACUCAUGUUGUUGCCUGUCCCAUACUUGUAAAAGAUAAAAGAAAACUCCUGUGAAGCAUUGCUUAACAUAGUAAUGUUAUUUGUGGUGAAUAAGGUGCCUUGAUGUUAGUUUGACUACUGAAAGCAACCUUUAGAAUCUGUAAAAUUUGUAACCUCAAUCAUUAAAGUUUUUUUUCUAUGCAACAAUUGUAAAAAAUCUGCAUUAAUUCGGUUUUAUUCAUAAACCCCACCAGCUGGUUACAACUUCAGUAUUUAGUUUGACAGUUCCCAACCAUGAUCAGAUGCACCUUCUUGUUCUUGCUGGGCCGCAUGCUUGGAAGAGGCUUGCACCUCACCUGGUGUGGCCUCCUACCUUGUGGACAGCUGGACAUAUCGCUCUCAGCAACUUUAGUUUUCCCAAGGUCACCUUCCACUCUAGUCCCAGAAGUUUUGACUGUCUAAACCCCUAAAACAAUUUCAAGGUUUCUAGUUGUAAAUGGGACAGUCCACUUCCAACUGACAGAAGGAGCUCCGGGAAGUGGUUUGGUGGAUUUUUUAUAUAAAUGACAGUUCAUAGUUAGGAUGCCUUUUUUGAUGUAUUACAACACAUCUACUGUACUUGGCAAUUACACUC